Messenger RNA from Microthlaspi erraticum, 1614 nucleotides. Lineage: Eukaryota; Viridiplantae; Streptophyta; Magnoliopsida; Brassicales; Brassicaceae. The record is from the annotation of a GenBank genome assembly.
AUGAAACUCCAAAGCUUCUUUAGCUCUAUAUUGAUUUUCUUCACUACCAUCUUCUUACUUGUACAAACUCCUCAUCCGGUUUCAGCUAACCAGUCUAAUCACGUCGGUUUUCUCCAAUGUCUAUCCUUCCGGUUAAACGACACCAACAUCGUCUCAAAAGUCAUACACACACUAAACGACUCUAAUUUCUCCUCACUUUUAGCUUCAUCAAUACAAAACCCAAGAUUCUCCACUCCUGAUACACCUAAACCGAUUCUAAUCCUUACUCCGGUUCAACCUUCCGAUGUUCAAUCGGCGGUUAAGUGCUCACGCCGGUACGGCAUCCACGUCAGAACCCGUAGCGGAGGACACGACUACGAAGGCCUAUCUUACGUUACCCACAACAAGCCCUUCGUCGUCCUCGAUUUAAGAAACCUCCGGUCCAUCACAAUCGACGUCAAUAACCGGACGGUUUGGGUCCAAACCGGAGCCACGAUCGGGGAAUUAUACUACGAAAUCGGUAAAAAGAGUCGAACUUUAGGCUUCCCCGCCGGAGUUUGCCCCACCGUCGGCGUCGGAGGACACUUCAGCGGCGGAGGAUACGGGACUCUGCUGAGAAAACACGGUUUAGCCGCCGAUCACGUGAUAGACGCGCUUGUGGUCGACGCGCGAGGGAGGAUUCUCGAGAGGCGAGAGAUGGGUGAAGAUUUCUUCUGGGCGAUUCGCGGAGGCGGUGGAUCGAGCUUCUGCGUUGUCCUUUCAUGGAAGAUUCGUCUAGUCGACGUUCCGUCAACAGUAACCGUCUUCAACGUCACCAAAUUCUCGGAACAGAGCGCUUUGAAAAUCAUCCACCAAUGGCAAUUCGUCUCCGAUAAAGUCUCUGAUGAUUUAUUCGUACGAGUCAUGUUGCAGAGAUACAAGAACGUGGUUCGAGCUUCGUUUCCGGGACUGUAUCUCGGUCCGGUUAACAAUCUAUUGCGAUUGGUAAACCGGGAAUUUCCGGAAUUGGGUUUGGUUAAAGAAGACUGUAAAGAGAUGAGCUGGAUCGAGUCUGUGGUUUGGUUCGCCGAGUUAGGAGAAGUACCGACCGAUGUUCUUCAGAGACGCACGCGUGCUUCGCUAGCUUUCAAGGCGAAAUCUGAUUUUGUUCAAGAGCCAAUGCCAGAGAUCGUGAUUUCGAAGAUGUGGAAGAGAUUGCAAGAACCGGAAGCAGAGCUUGCUCAGCUGAUCUUCACUCCAUUCGGUGGUAAAAUGAGUGAGAUUGGAGAUUACGAGACGCCGUUUCCGCAUCGUGGAGGGAAUAUGUACGAGAUUCAGUACUUGAGUUACUGGAGAAGAGAGGAAGGAGAAGAGAAGGAGAAGUAUAUGAGAUGGGUGGAGAGAGUUUACGAUGAGAUGAGUGAGUUUGUGGCGAGGUCUCCGAGAGGAGCUUAUAUAAAUCUAAGAGAUCUUGAUUUGGGGAUGUAUGUUGGAGAUGAUAAGAGGAGUAAGUACGAGGAAGGGAAGAGCUGGGGAGUGAAGUAUUUUAAGAACAAUUUCGAGAGGUUGGUGAGAGUGAAGACGAGUGUUGAUCCUUUUGAUUUCUUCUGUGAUGAACAGAGCAUUCCAACUUUUAGAUCUGUUGAAGUUAUUUGA